AAUAAGUCACUAUCCAAUAUUACAGGGGAGACAAUCAACUUAGCAUGUUCAACUUUUCCCAGAAUAAGACCUCUGCUCUGCUGCUCUCGACCCACUCAAAAAAAGAUAAAGUUUUUGCUCAAAAGGGAAAAAACCCCCAAUUGAAAAUUCAAUUAAGAAAUGUUUUUGCUUUAUGGGUUUUAUAAAUAUCAACUUGGUGCUUCAUCUUUUGCUUUGUUUUUGCCAAUCAAACUAAUGGGUACUUCUGAUUGCGCACUUAACAUUCUGGGGUUUUCACCUGUUUUUAAUUCUUUGCAAAACCCACAAAAGAUUUCGGUUCGUGCCCAGAAUUUCAGAUCAUGAGCUCCACCACAAUUCAAGUUACCAAUUCUGCAACUAUGGGAAUAUAUGAACUACCUAAAGCAAUAAGCAUGUGGAGGGAUACCUCAAAAGCAAUAAUCGCUUCUGGUGCAGGUGCAUCUUCAAGCACACAGGCAGAAUCUGAACAUGAGAACAAGUUUGACUAUGAGUAUGGUUCUCCUGAGAUGAUGGAACCGCCCUUAAGUGGUGAAGAUGCAGCAAGACUGUCUGAGAAGGUUCAAAGGCGUUUGGCACAAAAUCGUGAAGCUGCAAGGAAGAGUCGUUUGAGAAAGAAGGCUUAUGUUCAGCAAUUAGAAAGUAGCCGUUUGAAGCUUGCCCAAUUAGAGCAACAAAUUCAGCAAACUAAACAACAGGUCUCUUUUGGAGGGGCUGCAUUCCAUGCUAAUCUUGGAUUUACAGGACAUAUAAGCACAGGAUUAUCUACAUUUGAAAUAGAAUAUGGGCAUUGGGUUGAAGAGCAAAAUCGACAGAAUUCCGAACUUAGAAAUGCUCUGCAAGCUAAUGUAUCUGAUGUCGAGCUAAGAAUCCUUGUAGAAGGUGGCUUGAAUCACUAUUACAGUCUCUUCCGGAUUAAAGCAGAUGCAGCAAAGGCGGAUGUCUUCUACUUGAUGUCUGGCAUGUGGAGAACGUCAGUUGAGCGGUUCUUCCUCUGGAUUGGAGGAUUUCGUCCAUCUGAACUCCUAAACAUUCUCAUGCCACAACUUGAGCCCUUGAGCAAUCAACAAAUGGAGGAUAUUGGUAAACUACGAUAUGCAUCCCGUCAAGCUGAGGAUGCCUUGUCACGAGGAGUGGAUAAACUUCAGCAAACUCUUAAUCAGAUCAUGUUUACCGAUCCACUGGGUGUAGAAAUGUAUGGCAUUCAGAUGGCCUCUGCAUUGGAAAAGUUAGAAGCUAUUGAAGGCUUUGUGAACCAGGCUGACCAUUUACGUGAGCAGACCCUGACACUGAUGUCCCGGAUCCUGACACCCCGUCAAUCAGCACGAGGAUUGCUGGCAUUAGGGGAGUACUUCCAUCGUCUACGUGCCCUCAGUUCACUUUGGGCUGCUCGGCCUCGUGAUCCAGGCUAGGAGUCGGUUUGCUGUACAUGCAUGGGCAUGGGCAUGGCUGACAGCUUCAUUCUUCAGACAACAUGUAUUAUCACAUGUUGGGUUUCAUCCUUUUUCCCGCUUUUCUCUUUAGAGGUAUCUAGAGUUUAGCUUGUAAAUACUCUAUGCAUUAUGGCGUGUCUACAAUGGGGAAUAGUACGUGGUGGGUUGGUCACGGAAGUUGUACAGUUUGAUCGAUGAGGCUCUUCUGUUGUAAAGCUGUACAGAAUCAAAGAGGAUUGGGCUGUCAUAUUUGCUACUGAUAAUCUGUUACUCAGGGAUCGGAGUAAUGCUGCCUCAAAUAUGUAACAUUCUGUUUAUGUUAGUAAGAUUAUUACAUCCUUA
Messenger RNA from Spinacia oleracea (spinach), 1790 nucleotides. Its product is annotated as transcription factor TGA7. Gene Ontology annotation, molecular function: DNA-binding transcription factor activity; sequence-specific DNA binding. The transcript has 9 exons. Gene Ontology annotation, biological process: regulation of DNA-templated transcription; DNA-templated transcription. The record is from RefSeq and is a predicted model, not a curated record. Lineage: Eukaryota; Viridiplantae; Streptophyta; Magnoliopsida; Caryophyllales; Amaranthaceae. Bases 339 to 1427 code for a protein of 362 amino acids.